AACAUGUUUAUAUUCCGCUCUGGAAGGAAUUAUGGUUCCUAUAUUGUCAAUGAGAAACCAGACAUCAGUUUCAAGGAGAGGUUUGAGAACUCCUUUUCUCCUGGAAGUAAAGGGGCCUCCCACCUCCUUCUCCUGGAGGAAGGACCACAUCUCCUUCAGAAGGAAACCGUUCAAUACUUCUCCAAUGAAUAUCUUAGUUUUAUCGAGAACAAUGAGAAGAAGAUAAACGAGUUAAAUGUUGAAUCCCAAGAACCAAACCCUGAUGAAGUAACGACCCCUAACUCUCAAAUCAUUCCCUGGAAGCUCAUUGAAUCACGGAGAGAUCCGUCAGUGGAAGAUCAUACAGGAGAAGAUCUUUCAAGAGCUGAUCCAGCAAAAGAUAAUGAUCUUCCAGCAAAAGAUCAUAAUGAAACAGAUCCUGAAGACCCCGAUCAACCUUUGGAAGAAGAUCCUACUUACGCUGAUGACCCUACAGCAGAAGAUCCUGCAAAUGCUGAAGAUCCAGUCGUAGAAGAUCCUGAAAAUGCUGAAGAUCCUUCCGACCAAACUGCAGUUGAAAAAAACCUUGAAAAUGAUCUAAGAUCUGCAGAGAUUGGGGCAGCUGCUAUUGUCAUCACAGAGGCAGACGAGGAGAACAUUGAUCCGGAGAAGAACCACAAUCUUAACUUUGCCACUGUUCACAGAAAACUCAGGAAUGCUCCCCGAGUUCAAACUUCUCAGAAUGCGGCUCAGAAGAAAAUGAAAAAUGUUAAGGAUAUACACCGAGAGCAGACAUCCUCAAAAUCCACCUAUAAACCUAACCCGGAGAAGCAGUACCCGGAAAGAAAGAACGGAAAAGAUCUAUAUCAGGCUGGAGAAGGAGAAGAGGAAUUAAGAGCAGCAUCACUGACGCAGACUGAAGAUAACCCUGUUCACUUUAUUCAUUCAACUCCGAGAGAGCAGGAGUUGGAAGAUGAUAAUAGAACCCUGCAUACUCCUAAUAUUGCUGUUAGUUUGCCGGUGGACAGCUGUAUGUUUAGUGAGAUCCUAGAGGAGCUAGAUAUACCAGAGAACCCAGAGUCUAGUAAUAAACCAUCGGAGAAGAGAACUGUAACUUUUGAUCCUAUCGUUCAGAGUAUGUCGGCUAACGAAUCGACGGAGAAAAAGAAGAAAGGAAAAAGGUCGAACAGAAAGGAAGAUGCCAGGAACCACAAAUCUGAGGUUUUAGAUGUCAGGACGAAUAUCGGAGACAAGAUGACGAAUAUCGUAGACGUGAGGACGAAUAUCGGAGAAGAGAGGACGGAACAAGGACAGGACGAGACAAGAGCUGAGAAUGAACUGCAGCAGGGACAAAUAAAUAAAACCCUUGUGAUUCAUCAGACCAGGAGUCACGUGAUCAGCUUGGAGAACUCUAGAUACCCUGCUCUAGUUAUUCAUAAAUAUACAAGUGAUGGGAAGCCAAGCCACCUAACUCCAGAUGUUGGAGAAAUAGUGUUCCUUCAUGGCAGGGUUAACUUUGCCUGGUACUGUGCAGAGUACAGGGGAGCAACAGGAUUUAUCCCUGCAACUCAUGUCAAGAUCCUUCCAACAGAUUCCCCGCCGCAAGAUGUUGCUCAGGCAAUUUGUAUUACCAAAUUCCUGGGAAGACAGGUGAAUGAGUUGACCGCCGAAGUUGGAGAUUUGAUAAGUGUUCUACGUCGAGUUAACCCUGCCUGGUUCCUCGCCAAAUCACAAGGCAAGGUUGGGUUCAUCCCAGCACAGAACCUAGAGAUUAUCUCAGGGAGUACUUAGAAAAAAAGAUUCAACUGAAUACAGACAAUCAACUAGAGCCUGGUAGCGUGAAAAUAUAGUUUUUUCAGAGAAAUAAUUGUAAAAUAUUAUUAUAUAAUAAUAUACAU
Molecule: messenger RNA, 1877 nt
Organism: Eurytemora carolleeae
Lineage: Eukaryota; Metazoa; Arthropoda; Copepoda; Calanoida; Temoridae
Exons: 19
Coding region: 4-1770 (588 amino acids)
Molecular function (GO): protein binding
Source: RefSeq, a predicted model, not a curated record